AUGACGUCCGGUAAUUCAAGUCCCAGCUCACUGGGUAAACCGACGGGUGGAUCAAAGACAUCAUUCGAAGACAAUCUUAUUGCUGGAUUGGAAUCUGUUUGUAGUUUUUUCGACAAUGUGUAUUUUGCCAAGAGUUUAGGAAUUAUUGGUGAGAAUAAUUUCCUGUAUAGACGUUUGAAUAAAGGUGGUUGGGGAUCCAAAUUGUGGUUUGUCACACUGUUACUCUCAGUGAGAAAAUGCCUUCGCCAGAUAUUUCAGAUAGUAAGAAAUAGGAUUAGAUUGAAGACAGAGAUUAAGGGUAUGGACAAGAAUGGCAAAGGGCUUAUGAACGAUGUAUUGAAGGAGAAAAUUUUGCUGAUGUUGCAGAAGAGCAAUGCGAUGAUGAGAGAAACCUUGCUUGACCUUUUACAAAAUUCAGUCUAUCUCAUGAUCGUGGUGAUAGAUGUGUUCAAGUUAAAUAUACCAAAAAGAGCAAGACAAAUUCUAGAGCCAUUGUCGAAUUUUGUCACGAUUAUGAGAUUUUUCACCAUGGGAUUUUCGUCAGUAGAUGUAUGA
Messenger RNA from Torulaspora delbrueckii, 555 nucleotides. RefSeq lists its product as uncharacterized. The transcript has a single exon. The record is from RefSeq and is a predicted model, not a curated record. NCBI's taxonomy places the organism in Eukaryota, Fungi, Ascomycota, Saccharomycetes, Saccharomycetales, Saccharomycetaceae. Gene Ontology annotation, biological process: peroxisome fission. The coding region runs from base 1 to 555 and encodes 184 amino acids. Gene Ontology annotation, cellular component: peroxisomal membrane.